GGGGGUCGUUUCGUGUGCAAAGUCUGAUGAUGACUCUGGAUAUAUAUAUCGUCGUCCAGAGAGGUCCGGGAAACAGGCUCAACCGCUCCUUUCUACUUGUGAUCGUUGAGAUCAUCACAGAGAUUGUGGGCAAGCAGGAAAGGAGAAGUUGCUUUUUACUUUUUUGGAUUGUGGCCUAUUUUGAGUGAGGGGCCUCCAGGGGGGAGGGAGGGAUGCUGACACGCAUACACACACAUACACAUACACAUACACAUACGUCAGCCAGUCUCGUGUGAAGACUGAUCUCUCACAGCGCCCUUGGGGGUGUGUAUGUGUGUAUGUAUGUUUAUGUGUAUGUAUGUGUGGAACAAUGCAAAAAUGAUAAAGUGUAACAAUGUUCUGUGUCCGGCGGUUUUUCUGUUUCGGCGGGAAGAGGGGUGAAACGAAGAUGUUCUGAAUAGCUCGCCCUUUAUUUCCCCACAACGGGAAUCUCUUGCGAGGCGAGCGUGCUUUCUCUCUCUCUCCCUCUCUCCCC
This is a messenger RNA of Sphaerulina musiva SO2202, 514 nucleotides long. RefSeq lists its product as uncharacterized. The coding region runs from base 27 to 188 and encodes 53 amino acids. The record is from RefSeq and is a predicted model, not a curated record. The transcript has a single exon. Lineage: Eukaryota; Fungi; Ascomycota; Dothideomycetes; Mycosphaerellales; Mycosphaerellaceae.